GCAGCUAGCGACCUCAUUAUUGUUCGUGCGCGCGCGGCAUUCGCACCUAGUAUUAAAAUAAGUUCUACGAGUUGUUAAAGUGUUAGGUACGAUGCCUAAGCGUAAAAGGGACGAGGCGGAAGAGGACAAAUGGCGCAGAAGAAUAAAAAAAUACCAGGCAAAGUUAAAAGAAAAACAGAACGUUCACCGUGUUGUUUACUCGGACGAUGAACAUGAUAUAAUUGAAGGUAAGUUCAAGUACUUAAACGUAUAUUACGUGAUUAACCACGGGUUUUUAAUAUUAUUAUGGCAUUUUACAGAUCAUGAAGAAUACGAACGAGACACGUGUUAUGAGCCUGCAGGUUCCGCUGCGCAAUAUGACGAGUACAUUUACGAUGAUGCAAUUGAAGAUAAAUUGGAAACGGAAUCUGCUAUAUUAGCUGCCCCUGCUAGUCACGUGGUCCAAUGUACCGCAGAAGUUCAUGCCGAAGCAGAAAAUUCGGCGCCUAGCAAUACAGACGUGCAAAAGGAUUUAGUUCCUGCCGAAACAAAUACCAAUGACGAGAUCACCGUUGUCACCGAGGAUUUUGAUCCCGAUUUAUUACGAGCCUUAGGCGAGUUUGAGCCAGACACUGUUGAGUGGGGCGACAACAUUCACGAAGAUAUUGCUAAACAUUUUCAGCACAUCCUUUUGAAUGGGCUAAAAAAAGAAGCAAAGGAAGAAUUACAUAAAAAAUACUUAUUUCCAAAAAACGUACCUUUUUCAAAAGCCCCAACUCUGAAUCCGGAAAUAGCCGCCAUGCUGACCGAGGCAUCUAGAAAUAGAGAUAAUAGGAUUCUUGCCAAACAACAGCAGAUUGGAAAAGCCCUUUCAGGUCUAGGCAAGGCUAUGAACUCCCUUUUGAAAAAGGAGCCUAAUAUAGCUGAAGCUAUACGUACGCUAAGCGACGUCGGAAAAUUAGUUGCCGACGCUCACUUCGCCGAAACUGAAACUCGUCGGUCUGUCGUAAUUCCACUGGUUGACAAAUCGCUCAUUGACCCUUUCAAAGAUAGGAAAAGGGAUAGCUUUUUAUUUGGCGAAAAGCUUGGCGAUUUAGUUAAAAGCUCCCGCGGCAUCAAGAAAACUGGGCAGUUGAUUCAAGCAGCACCCACAGCAUCUGCUUCAAGUUCCGGUUUAAACUGGAGGCCCCCACCGUCACGCCCACGCCUACAGCGAGGCGGCCAGCUGCCGUAUCCCGGCCGCGGCGGUGGGCUCCGAGGAUACUCGUACUACCAGCCCAGGCGCCGAGCGCCCCCAGCCCACAACACGGCAUUCCGGCGACAGACGCAGCAUCCGCCGCCGGCGCCUCCGCCACCGAGGCGACAAGCGGCGCAGGCAGCGCGCCCGUCAGCCAACCAGCCACAAACAUAG
Messenger RNA from Cydia amplana, 1390 nucleotides. RefSeq lists its product as uncharacterized. NCBI's taxonomy places the organism in Eukaryota, Metazoa, Arthropoda, Insecta, Lepidoptera, Tortricidae. The record is from RefSeq and is a predicted model, not a curated record. The transcript is spliced from 3 exons. Bases 92 to 1390 code for a protein of 432 amino acids.